CAUGGUAAUCAACAGAUCAACCAACUGUCACCCAACUUGUCUAUGCACCCAACACAGUAAUUGAUUGUAAUCAACCACAUGCCACGGUGAAUCAUGCUUGUUUAAAAACAGAUUUUUCUAAACAUUGGUGCUUUAAUUGUGUAAAAAAUACCAUUAUCCUUAAAGUAGCUCACUGCAUAACAUGAAGCAUGCAUAAAUAAUUGACUAUUUGCGAUAACGAUUCAUUGUUAGUAUUAUUUAAUCAAUAUUUAAGAGAAAAAGUACCUCUUAACCUUAAAGAAGCAUGAACAUAAACAUGGAUUCUUUGAGAUUUAGAUAUGAAGAACAUUUUAAUACCUUUGAAUCGUUUAUGAGCUUGUCAGAAGAUGAUUCUCAGAGUGCUGAAGACGUCUUGGUAAAGUACACAGAAAAUAAUAUUUGGGAUUGGGAAAAAGAAGAAGAAAUAAAUGGGGAUGUUGCUGUUAUACCUACCUCAAGUUUUAGAGAAAGUGCAGUAGAAAGUAAUUCACCUCCAGUUAAAGAAGAUUAUCAAAAAAUUAUGAAUGACUGGCAACAGUUAAUCAAUUUUGAGAACGAAGAUAUAAAAAGUUUAUCUAUGGAUAUUGAUAUGACUUCAAAUGAUCAGUUUAACCUAUCGGAACCAUUUAGUUUGAAAUCAUCAGGUUCUUCAUUAUUUGAUUUGACUGACCUUACAGAAAAUGCUAUCGAAGAACAAAGUAAAGUACAACAUGGAGGUAAAAAACCUGACACACAGUGUUAUGAGGUUGACAAAGUAAAAGAGGAAGUAGAUUCUGAGAGUGAAAAUAUUGAUGUUGAAGGGGAUUUUCAAGUUGAUAUAGAUAGCAUCAUUGAUAUUAAGCCUUCCAUCAUACGAACACAGGAUGCUAGUAGUCUUUUAGAACUAUUUGAAGCUAAAAUAGAUCAAGUUGUGGUUGAAGGAAACAUAAAAAAAGAAGAUACCUCUGAUCAUAUAUCUACUUCACAAACAAACCUUAAAAUUUUUAAUACACCGAAUAAGUUACCUGUGGAAAUAAACAGUGUUAAAAAUAUCAAGAUAGAAGCUAACAUUGAAAAUACUCCCACAGAAUUAGAGAAGAAUGGACAACAAUUCCAAGAUGCAGAAAAACCACCAACAGAAAAUGUACAUGCACAUACAAAAUCAUUAAAGGAAAUUAAAAAAAGUACCGAUGUAUUACCCACAGAACUUAUUAAUAAGAUAAAAGCUGCAAACAAGCGAAGAUCUAUUGCUGUCUUAGAUGUAUUACCAAACACUAAACGUGUGAAAGCAAAAAAAAAUGAAGAAAACAAUACCACUCAGAAAGAGAAGAAAAAUGUCGAAAAAUCUGUAAAUAAAAAAGAUAAUACAAAUAUUUCAAUUGAAAACAAGGACAGUAGUAGUAUUGUUACACAAUGGAUUCACCUGGAUCAUGAUUAUUGUGGCUCUAAAUCAAUUCACAAUAAAUGCCAGAAGAAAGAUUCCGGUUUUGAAUCUGCUGAAGAAGAUGAGCAACGCAGUAUUUUGAAAAAUCAACCAACCGUCAAAAGAGCAGAUGGAAAAUUAAUGAUAUCUCUCUUAAAGGUUAAUACAAUCAAAAACAUUACAAAUAAAUCAACAGAGAAAAAGCGAAAAUUAAACUUAGAAGAAUACAAAAAACGAAGAGAAGGUCUACUGAAAUCAUAUGAAAACUCCCAAAACAGCUCCCCUUUAAGUAGUGGGCAGUGCUCUCCCGCAAUAGAAGAUGAAAAUGUUCGCAGGCUCAAACACCAAGAAAAACUGUUACAAAUGGCAGCAGAACUACUCAAAUCUUCUCCAAAAUCAAAGAAACUAGAAAAUAGUAAUUUGCCAACAACAACUGAUGUUAACACAAAGGUUCUGACACCAGCUGUAAUCUCACAAAAUCAGACUGAAAAAUGUGAUAAAGUGAAAAGUCAAAAUAAAGAAAAAAUGAAAGACUCAGAUUGCAAUAAAAUGGUUACUGAAGAAAAUAUUAAUAAUGAUGAAAAAUUAAAACAAGUAAUUCCUGAGCUUGUUAUACCAAAGGAACUUAUAACAAAAACUAUUGUCAGUAUUGGAGUUAAUACUGAUUUCAUAAAAAUUCCACUUAGAAAAAAUAAACAUAUAAGCGUGUCUCCAAUUAAACAAUUGGAAGAAAUAAAACCAAUUCUCGAAAAUGCAAAUGGAAAAAUCAGUUCCAACUCUUUGAUCUCCUCAGUAAUAGAAAACAUCCAGAAUAAAGUUAAGACUAAAACUGUGGUUUCUGAAGAACAAACAUCUAAAAACGAAAUCGUUCAUGGUGAAGACAGAACAAUAAUAUACCGACCAAAAAAGAGAGAUGUUGUAAAAACCCGCACCCUUGGAAUACAGACUGACUUUUCCGAAGAUUGGAUGGAUGUAAAGUUCGAGAAUUCUCCUACAAAUACUAGUGAAAAAGAUUCAAAAAACAAGAGGCGUGAAAGGGACGAAAAAGAAAAAAAUCAAGAACAAAGCACCAGUCGUUCUUCCAGAAGCAGUUCGCUUGAUUCUAGAUAUAGUAACACAUCUACAUCAACCUCUAGAUCUCGAUCUAUAUCACCUCAAAGAAUACCAGUAAGAAAAAGACAAAAAAGCAUCAGCAAAGAACAUCUACGUGCCGUGGAAGAACGCCGAAUAGUCUAUGUCGGUGGAAUAAGCUCAAGAACAAGUCGCGAAGACCUACGUCGUCGUUUUCAAAAGUUCGGUCCUAUCACGAACAUUAGUAUUCAUUUUCGGGAUUAUGGCGAUAAUUAUGGUUUUGUCACAUUUAUGUACAAUGUAGACGCUUAUGAAGCCGUCGAGCAUGGAAAUGAUGACCCCACAUUACCGCAAUACGAUUUAAGCUUUGGGGGUCGACGCAUAUUCUGCAGGACUCGAUAUUCAGACUUGGAUGAUAUUCGUGAAGAAAUAGGUUACGCACCUGUGCGUAAAAGUGAAGAAUCAUUUGACAAUUUACUUCGGGAAAUGCAAGCCAAAUUAUGCAAACGAAAGACAACGACAUGACACUACCUCUUCUGCUUAUUUUUAUAACUUUGUUUAAAAAAUGAGUUCAAGUCUAAACCUGCCACGUAAUCUGAUCUGUU
This is a messenger RNA of Agrilus planipennis (emerald ash borer), 3096 nucleotides long. It is a transcript of the gene srl, whose product is annotated as probable replication factor C subunit 1. Gene Ontology annotation, biological process: positive regulation of transcription by RNA polymerase II. The transcript is spliced from 11 exons. Gene Ontology annotation, molecular function: transcription factor binding; RNA binding. Bases 284 to 3016 code for a protein of 910 amino acids. Gene Ontology annotation, cellular component: nucleus. Lineage: Eukaryota; Metazoa; Arthropoda; Insecta; Coleoptera; Buprestidae. The record is from RefSeq and is a predicted model, not a curated record.